AUGGAGAAGAAGGAGAGUGCGCCGGCAGAAAGCAGGCCCAGCCCUUUCUGGAGUGAAGAAGCGCAGAGAAAGUUUAUGGAGACCCACGGGGACCGAGAUACUCAACGACCUGCAAUCCUGGAAAAGUACGAGCAGACAGCGACGCGGCAUGAAGAGCAACAGCUUCGAGAACCACCAUAUGAACAGGCACAGGCAUCGUCAUCCACGAGUUUGGAUGAUGCAAAGAAGCCUGUUGUCGUCAAUAGUUCUGCUGAGAGUGAUUCAGGUGGAAGAGCAAAGGCCCCAUCGGUGGAAAGUCUUUCUAUGAUUGCCAAAGUGCAAGCUCGUGCGGACGGUUCGCCGGACCGUCUUAGCUUGGGAAUGGAAAGUGCCUAUAGUGGAAAGUCUGCCUCUUCACGACAUGAGACCCUGGGUCAGGAAGGCAUCAAGCCAGAGCCAGAGAUUAUAGCUGAAUCUCGGGAAACUGAACCAAGAUCUCCAGGGGAACCUGGUAUGACAUUUCAGGAGCCCGCGAUGGCUCAAUUGCUACGCCAACUGAGUGGCUUAGUCACUCAGGCCCUGCAGGAGCAAGUGGCGCCAACGCUUCAGCAAGUGCUGGUGAAUCAGGCGCAACUUGAAUCCCGUUUGGAUCAGAUGGAAGUGGCUUCCAGACCAGCUUCUACAGAUGGAGAUGGCUUGAUUGAGCGUACACGAAUGCUAGAGCUCAGUACUCCAACUGAGGACGUCAAGACAAGCCAUUUUCCCGUGAUGUCUAGUAGUGAAAGCGUGGAUAGAGUCAAUGCGCUCGGUGUACAGUCUAUUCGCCCCAAAGCUGAGCAGGCGGAGGUUCCCCAUGAAGUCCAGUUGGAAGGUGGCAAACCUGAAGCUGGUGAUGACCAAGGACUUACCCUUCCCUCUAAAGGCACCGUAUGGGUGGGAACGACGGAAUAUGCCUGGCGAGUAUCAGCUGGCGGAUUGAAAUUAGUACCAGUGCAAACACAGCAGCAUGAAGCAGAUCAGCAACCUGUGCAAGAGUUCGGUGUACGGGCAGCAGGUAGUGGUGGAAGUGUACCUACGGACAGAAUCUUCAGCAAUAGGGCAGUGUCACCGUUUGAGCGUUACCCUGGCACGAGAUCAGAGCCAGGACGCGAUGACAUAGGCCGCGUGAGCAUCGAGCGACAACUCAAACCAAAUAUCUCUGACCCAUGCCCAACUCCAAAUGCCCCACCUUUGCCUCCUAAACUUGAGCAGGGAACGGAGUCCCAAGUUGGAUUCGGCCCAUAUGAAGGAAUUCCUCCAGUUCCAACGGCCAGGUGCAGUGGGGCUGCGGGUAAAGGGACCGGGAAUAGGAGUUCUAGCAGGGAGGUUCAAGAGGGCGGGCGUUCAGAUGUUCACAGUCGUCCGGUAACGCCAGUCAAACCCAGGAUUGUGUAUCCGUUCUCUCCAGGUGGCACCGAGAUUCGACCUCCAAAUCAUAGUCCGCCACGUAGACCCACUAGGUCCCCGAACUCAAGAACGAAAGUAGCUGCAGGCACUGAGAACCCCCCUCCUGCACAGACCGACAUGCAACAACUGGUGGUAGCGCUUGAAAGGGCUAUUCGUGUGGGGCGAGGGGAUUCUCGCACAGAGGAUGUCAAGUCGAUUGCUGAGCUACCCAAACUAGAGAUUCGGGACAAUGAGCGUGAGCUUACACCAUUGAUAGCCGGGGACUGGAUGGCAUUGCUUGGCCCGUCGCUGAGAGAUCUCUCGGCAAAUGCCUCAGAAUGGUGGGCAGAAGUCCAAAGCGCCUAUCAGGCCUUUUACACCAAAUGGUUAGAAAGCAGUCCGAUUGAAAGACUCCUCUUACUGCCUGAACGCCCGAAUAGAUUUGACGCUGGCCCGUUUGCCAGAGUGGAACAGAGAGCAGUUUCUUUGCUUUUAAAGGCGGUUCCGUCCUCCAUAAAGGAGGAAGUCGUAGCUAUGAGAAAGCUGAGCUCAAUCGAAAUCCUAGGAGCAAUUAUGACUACGUACCAACCCGGAGGGCUGAAGGAGCGUAGUGCCCUCUUAAAGUACCUCACUGCCCCAGAGCCAGCAAAAGGGGUCACAGAGGCUCUUCGAGCCAUCAGACGAUGGAGUCGCUGGAGAAAGAGGGCUACAGAACUUCAGAUUUCGAUACCAGACAGUACCUUGCUCAUAGCUGGACUGGACGUAAUGACUAGCCAGGUACUCAGCCAACACACCGAUGCGUUGUUCAGGAUCCAAACUUUUCGACACCAACACACAAUCGACAUGGUACCGACGGCAGAUAAGGCCUUGUCACUUAGCCAAAUGAUUCAGGCCGAGCUGCAGGUCUUGGAGAACGCAGGCUCCCACAAAAGGCCAAAAAUUGCCAAGGUUGCGGAUGGAAAUGCUGAAGGAUCAGACAACGCAAACACUGCGCCUAGUAAUAAAGGCAAAGGAAAAGGAAAGGGUGAUGGGAAGUCCGUCGCUAAGGGGUCCGAGGCUCCAGAAGGGAAUAAAGGUGGCGGCAAGGCCUGUUACCACUGGAUGUCAAAAGCGGGGUGCAAGCUAGGGAGACAAUGCAGGUUUCCUCACGAUAAAGCUGCGCUCAAUGCUGCGUUGGAUGUGGGCUCCAGGUGCUACGUUUGUAGUGGAAUAGGACAUAAGGCCCAGGACUGUCCAUCGCAGAGCCAAGUGGAAGGCGAAGACAGGGCGACUAAAGGUAAAGCAAAGGGAAACUCCAAAGCUCAGCCCAAUGUUCCGGCUGUGAAGCGCGUGGAGGAAGAUACGCCUCAGGCAAAAUUGAUCAGUGCUGCCACUGACCUUCUCCAGCAGAUGCAGACGAAAGCCGUAAGCCUGGCCUCAUCGUUGAACAGGAUCUCCGCGGACGGUCCUAGGACUGGACUGAUCGACUCAGGAGCAUCCACAUGCUUGAGGACUGCCAGGGAUGAUGAGCCUAAAGGGUUGGUCAAGAAAACGGUGGAUCUUGCCCAAGGAACCGCAGAGUUGUUCGUUACUCCUUGUGGCACUCUUGUUUCUCCCACUCCAGUCGAGACAAUAGUCGCUCUUGGAUUACUCAUCAAAAUAGGGUGCAGGCUCCAGUGGGGUGAGAAGGAGUGCACAUUAUGGCACCCGUCAAGGGGGCAGAUUCGGCUUGAAGUGAGCUCAGGGUGCCCUCGUGUCCCGGAGGAGCUUGCGCUAGAAUUGAUUCAGGAGAUUGAGCAAUAUCGCGUGAACACAGUCGGUGCGGCCAUUAAGGCACUGCAGGCCAAAGACAAUGGUAGCUUGCCUCAACCCAAGGAAGCAAUUAGCAAACUCACAGACGAAAUUCUUCGAGGGGGUGAUGUUGCCGGGAGUCUAGGAGAGUUGGUGCUGUCGUUAUGGCCAGAAAUCCCAAAUGCCAUUCUGCAGGAUCUGGUAGCCUGGGCCUCUCAGGACUCUACUACAUUGGUCUUUAAUCGCCGGAAAAGAAGAGCGGUGUCAAAGGCUAAAGGGGUCUUGAUACAUUUGUUUGCCGGGGAAUCUCGGAAGGAAAUAGAAACUCACGCGAGGGCAAAGGGCUACGAGGUAGUAUCUGUGGGCCUACAAGAAGAUUUCGCGUCCAUCCAGACAUUCGUGUAUGUGCUUCACCUAGCGGCGCAGGGAGUUGUAGAUAUCAUCUUUGCGGCACCGCCGGGUGGAACGAAUUCCGUGUGUAGGUUCAUACAGCCGGGGCCAAAGCUUCUUAGAACUAGAGAAGGCACGAGUCGUUGGGGUCUGGUAGGAUUGAGCCCUGCAGAACAAGUCAAGGUAAAGCAGGCGGAUGAGCUUUAUCUUCGGACUCUUCUGCUCAUGCAUGUAGCUGAGGAGGGUAGACGGAGAGUCAAUAAGCCCCCCACAUGGAGCCUGAUUGAAAACCCCCAGGAUCCAGCUACGUAUGUGCGGCCAGACUCAAACCUUCACCAGCAGGCCCGCCGACAUGGCGGGUUUCCGUCGUUUUUUGCCACCAGGGAGUUUCAGAUUUCCUCUGAACUGCUGGGAAUGAGGCAAUAUCAUGGAGACCAAGGCCCGUAUGGUCAUGAGACGCGUAGGCCAACGACAUGGGCAUCCACUAGAGAACUCCCAGAACUGAAGAAAGGGCCGGGUGUAGGGCCAAGUGUGGAUGGUGCUGUAGAGGAAGAAUGGCUUGCUGCUAAGUGCAGUAAAUGGGCACCAGGGAUGAUUCGGCUACUACUGAACCUAGCGCCGUCGCUCUCACAGUCUGGCAUCAAAGUUGCUAAGGCAGAUUCGAUGGACUGGGAAGAGCAUGUGCGUAAUGGACAUUGGCCUCCUUCUAGAAGGUGUAGAAGGUGUAUAGCGGCGUGUGCCCGACAUAGAGCCCACCGACGGAUCAGAUGUCCGGCAUCUUGGGUCUUAUCGGCCGAUACCAUCGGACCUUUCAAGAAGGCGGAAGAUGAAACGUCGCCUGACCUUCGGUACCUCUUGAUAGCAUGUGUUGUGGUGCCAGUAGAUGGAAAGGGAAAGCCAGUGCUGGGACCAGAGCAGCAACAGGCCGAAGCAGCCGAGGACACCGCCGUAAAAGCUGAUGAGGAGUUAGCUGACUACGAGCCAACCGAGAUGCCUGACGAUGAGAAUCAGAUCAACAUCCCAUUGGAAGAGCUCUUCGGACCGGAUGUCGAAGAAGCCCCUCUCGUGGGAAAGGCUCUUCAGGAGUACGAAGAGUGUCUGAAAGCCUGCCAGCAAGAUGCUGAUGAGCUCACUGCAGCCACAAAGGAGUGCAAAGUAGAUGGGCUAGCUUGGAAGGAAGUAGUGUUUGUGGAAACGCUUAGGCGAAAGACCCCAGCUGCUACCGCCCAAGCUCUCACCCGUAUCCUAACGCAGGCCCAUGAACUUGGGCUACCCGUCGUGCGGCUACACACCGAUAGUGGCUCUGAGUACGUCAAUCCUCAGAUCAGGAAGAUGGCUACCAGGUUUCAACUAAAGCAAACCUGCGCAGCUCCAGAGGAACAUAACAGUAAUGGCCGCAGCGAAAACAUAGUGCAGCGUGUAAAAAACCAGAUGAACAUGUUGUUGGGCUUGCCUAACAGCGAUCCGGUGCUCUGGCCUCUUGCGGCUAAGAGCGUUGUUGCAACAUGGCGUGCGCAAACACUGAGGCAGAUGGGCAUGCCAGCUCCAGCAGUGGUUCCGUUUGGUACUCACGCUCAGGUACUCUGCAGGUCGUGGUUGCGCAAGAGCAAACAGUCUUGGAAAGCAAAGGCAGUGGACGCCACCGUCUUGUGUCCUGCUUCGCUAAUAAAACUUGGGUAUGUGGUUAGGAUAGGCAAGCGGUUGUCGGUCGUUACAAAGCUGUUUCAGGGUGAGGAGCCACCGCUCACAAUCACGUUGAACCCAGGCCAAGACCCUCCACCAAUGUCACAUUCCCUAGGCCCUGAAACUCGUGUGUCCGAAAAAGCCUCAAUCCCAAGUAUGUCCCACGCGCCUCCUCCUCUUGUUAGGUAUCGUGACAAAGCCCCAGGCCCAGGUAGACGUCCUGUAGUAAGUGCCAUUCAACCUCACCCAGGUAGGAGUGUAGAAGAUCUCCAAGCUGAACAACUGGCUAAAGCGAGUCCGUUUGAUGUGGAUGAGGCAGUACGUUUUGUCUUGAGUAGUUCGUAUGUUGUAGAACCGGGGCUUCAGGACAUCAGCAGCAGCAACAAGCACUUCUCGGGACAGCACUAUCUGUUUGGGGUCUACCGGUAUGGAGGAGCCGUCGGGCUCACUCGGUGCUGCAAACAGCGCCCAGGAAUGUCUGCCCUGUUGGCAGCUAUUGCUAAGGCCAAGUGUCCUGAUGCUACUUUUUCGACGAUAGGACUAUGCGUAAAUGGGGCAGCCUAUCCACAUCGUGACAGCAACAAUCUCCCUACUUCGGUGUCGCAUUGGAUUCCUCUCAAAAUGCCAAAAAAGGGCGGUAGGUUGUGGGUUGAACUUCGGGUGGGUGCUCAGGUUGUUGGUCAGCCAGCAGUUGUGUCUGCCGGUAAUACUCAUGUUCCUGGACAGUUCCACAGCCCCAAUUGCCCUGCAGCGUUCUCCCCGAUGCACCUGCAUGGCACUGAAGAUUGGAACAGGCAGGAGUCGAGAGUAGUGCUUCUGUUGUACACGGUCAAUUGCUUGCAAAACCUCGAUGAGCGAUCUCUUCUUGAGCUACGGCAGUAUGGGUUUUCCGUUCCUUGCGUUAACGAAAAAGGGGGAGAUGGUGUUCAUGAUGCUCGAGCUAGGGAGGGGGGAGACCCAGGAUUUCAAGAUGGUGUCCAUGAUGCUCGGGCUGGUGUUCAUGAUGCUCGUGCUAGGGAGGGGGGAGACCCAGGAUUUCAAGAUGGUGUCCAUGAUGCUCGGGCUAGGGAGGGGGCAGACCCAGGAUUUCAAGGCAAAAAUGGAGAACUAGGUGGUCCUGUGUGCCUCGGGCUAGGAAGCCAUUGCGUGUGUCCCGCCACUACUCAGCAAGCUGCAGAGUCGGGGGAGAUCGGGGAUAGUAGGAUAGAGGAUGGUGGUAGCAACCACUCGGGCCCCAACUGCCUGCAAUUUGUAGGCUCGGAGGAGAAAGGGAGCAGUUCAGGUUGUGAGGGUCGCGCGUCUUCAGGGAGCUUGUUGUGUGAGUUUGAUGGUGAAAGUGAUGGGCGGAGCGAUGAGCCUGAAGAGGCGGAGAGUGCCUCUGAGGAGGGCGGUGACAGUCAUCGCCAGGAUGCCCGCUGGGCUGCGUCGUAUGAGCGUGUGCUUGAUCGUGAAGAGUUGAGAUGCGUUGGAGGUGAGUCGCUUGGAGAAGUCUAUGCGACAAGGACCCAGCAGGAGAUCAUGGAUUUUGAAAGUUGGCUUGAUGAGCGGCAGCUGAGGCUGGCGAGCAUGCAUGAGGGAGAGCUGCAACAAUGGAUAGAUGAUAUGCCUCCUGCUUCGGAGGCGGCUCAAUUGAAUCGGCUAGAAAUCAACAAGUUGUGGGAGGACGUUGAAGACUUGCGCUUGGAGUUGACGCAGUUGUGCUUGAAGCAAAUAACUGAAGACUCACAAGCAUUAGCUGAGGCCCAAGCCAUGCCUGCUGAUGUUCAUGAACAGGUAGUGCUUCAGACGCGGAUAGUUGCAAACAUGCAGGUGAUGGCAAACUGGGAGCUCUGGAAACCUGCCGUUGAGGCAGAACUUGGAAGCCUGAUACAGGACAAGCAGGCGAUCUAUGAGACAACUCAGAAGGAGUUGGACAAGCUGCAGGCGCAGGGCUACAAGGUUUUGUUGAUCCCAAGUAAAGCCAUUUUUACCGUAAAAGCCCCGGGGGGCAAGUAUAAGUGUAGAUUAGUAGCCUGCGGAAACUACCUUAGCAGUAGCGAGGGCAGCAAACUGGAACAUAGGCAGACUGUCUACACCCCCAGCAUAGGGAUAGAUGCCCUACGUACAGCGUUGGCCUUCAGCACGCGAAGGAGGCACACGUUAAUCACAGUAGACAUAAAGGCCGCAUUCCUCAAUGCGCAGCUAUUGCCACGUAAUCGGGGCAGCGCUGAGAAGGUUGCUGCAGAAGCCAGUAAUGCAAUCGAUCAGGUUGAGGUGCCGUCGUCCAGUAGUCAUUUCCAGCAACAGUCACAGCAACAGCAUCAGCGCCAACAGCAGACUCAGAAAGAGAAGACAGAGAGUAUUUUGGCUCAAGACUCGCGGCUCGACAAAGUGACCGAUGAAGUGGUGGCCCUAGUACCUCCACGUGUCCUCGUUACACAGGGAGUUUUCAGCUCCCAGGCGCGGCUCAUCAUUAAAAAGGCUCUCUAUGGGCUUGAUCAGUCCCCAAGAGAUUGGAGUUUUCAGCGUGAUCAAGCAUUGCGGAAGAUCAUCAUCAGGCAUCAAGGCACAGAGUACCGUUUGUAUCAAUCAUUAGCUGAAGACAGUCUUUGGCUACUCAGUAGCGAAAAACCGCUCAGAGGAAUGGAAGCCACGCUGAACAUCUCGCCUGAAACAUCGGCAAUCGCUGGAUGGGUUGCUGUGUAUGUAGAUGACGUCCUGGUAGGAGCUGAGAACAGCUUAGCCUGGGCAGUGAUUUCUGCUAUCCGUGAGCGAUGGGAGUGCUCGGAACCUCAAGAAGUUGUGAAUGGCUCCCAGGGAAAGGUGAGAUUUUUAGGCAUCGACCUCAGCUGGAAUGACAAUCGUGACUUGGUUUUGUCUCAGGCCUCAUACAUUCGAGAACUGGAGCAACGGUACAAAUCGCAGCUUGAUGGGUUAGGAAAACCAACGACUCCGUUGCCAAAUGCCUUCGACGACGACGCCCGCGAAGAGUCAAGCGACGUUGAAGACGUUAGACGAUGUCAAACCAUAGUGGGAGAGAUGCUUUGGGCAAGUAUCCGAACGAGACCAGACAUUACUUUCUCGGUUUCAAAAUUAGCUGCUGCAAUCACACGAGCUCCUGUAGGAACCUACAGAUCUGCACUUCACACGCUGGCCUAUCUAGUGGCAAGCGCAGAGUGUGUGUUGAUUUAUCCACGUGAUGAGCGAGAAGUGUGGAAGCAGUAUAAGAAGUCCACCGCUAUGGAGGGGCUUCUUGAAGGAUAUGGGGACGCGUCAUUUGCUCCAGAGGCCAAGAGAUCGAUGCAAUGCGUCCAGGUGCAUACCGAAGGGGCGCUUACCGGAUGGUCGUGCGCAAGACAGGCUUUCAUGGCUCAAAGUUCUUGUGAAGCGGAAAUGAUAGCUUUGAUGGAGUUAGCUAACUACACCAUCAGUAGCUCUUAUGUAUUUGACGAGUUGCUGCAGCGGCGCUCUCGCAAGGAGUUGCUGGGCGACAAUGUAGCGGCGCUGGCCUUGUACGGUGGUACAAGUGCUAGCUGGAGAACCAGGCAUCUAAAAAUCAGAGCUAAGGCUUUUGCUGAGCGAUACAUGGAGGGUGAUCUUCCGGCAAAUCAUAUAGCCGGGGAAUUCAACCCGGCUGACUCAGGCACCAAAGCCUUGGGGGCAGCACGUCACUGGAAACUGUGUGAUUUGAUGGGAUUGCACAUACCGCGUGGGCAGACUAAGCUGGCGCAUGUGAGCACUGAGCACAAAGUAGAGAAUGCGUCAGAGUCGAAGCGCUACUUGCAAGCGGUGAUAGUGGCAUGCUGUUUGUGUAGUGCAAGUGCCCAACCGACGCCGGCUGCGAGCUCAGAGGGAGAUGCCGCGUUGUGGGUGCUAAUCUGUUUGGUGGCAGUAACCUCCAUUGCCUUGUGGGAAGCAGGGAAAGCGUUUGUGCGAUGCUGUCUUAGGUAUGGGGCGCAGAGGCGUCCUGUCAGAGUGUCGGAAGAUGAGAGCGAUGAGAGACUGCCAGAAAGACAGCCCGAUAGUGAAGAUGAGCUUGAAGAGCAAACUCCCCUGCAACUGGCCCUGCAAGAGAUUGAAAGAGAGAGGGAAGGAGUGAGGGAGAGAGAGAGGGAAGAACAGCAGCAGCAGGACUAUGAAGAGGGCUUGCGUAGAAGAGGAGCCAGGAUUUAUGUAGCAGAGCCAGAGUUGGAGCCUCCGCUGCCUGCAUCGCCGGCGAUGAACCCAGGUCCUCAGAGCCAUAUUGCAACGCAAUAUCUAGAUGACCUUCUUGUAGCUGCACCGGCGGAACACAUAGACCGUAUUGUUCAGGAGGAACUGAAUCGUAGAGCCACCGGCAAUCCGCCUGCCCCAACUGAAAUCCCCCCAGCUCCAGUUCGGGAAGUCCGAGUUUUGGACUUCGAAAGGGCUCGUGAGGAAGUCUUGAGAGGUCAACGGGAGGAGCAGCGGAUGGGUUUGCCACCAGACCCUCCUAUUGUUAUCCAUCCUGGUUUAGGACCUCCGCGCAACCAGCCACCGCUGAGGGAGAUCCAAAGGGCUUCCUCAACUUGGGGCGGCCUAGCAUCUGCUUUGCAUCAAGUGCUUCCCGUAGAGUACCGUAGAGAUUUUUAUCAAAUAGACUGGAACAGAAAUGUUCUCAUACGGUGGCAUGCAGCUACGCGUGUGCGACUAUUCACACCUACGCAGACGAGGCUUCCAGAUGGCCUUGACAUCCGUGCAGUCACUGGUCGUAGGAGAUCUUUCAUCACCGACAUGGCACGGCAGUAUGUACUCGACGACAGCUUUCGAGGCGAAGGAGCUCAAAGAUACUUGGAAGCUGAAUGGAGGGGAAGGACUGAGCUCGAAAUCAGUCGAGCCAUCCUUCAAAUGGUGCGUCCUGCGCCAUUGCCAGAAGGCGUGCGAUAA
Molecule: messenger RNA, 10131 nt
Organism: Symbiodinium natans
Lineage: Eukaryota; Dinophyceae; Suessiales; Symbiodiniaceae
Source: the annotation of a GenBank genome assembly